GCCUGAAUCUUAAAACUAUGGACUAUCUUAAAGUUCCUGUUCAUUUUGAUCAUUUCAGGGCAGAUGGCCGGCGUUGGUCCUUGGCUUCCUUGCCAUCAUCUGGAUAUGGAACCAAUACUCCCAGCUCCACUGUAUCGUCGUCCUGCUCCUCCCAAGAGCGCCUUCACCAGCUGCCUUACCAGCCCACCAUGGAUGAGCUGCAUUUCCUUUCCAAGCAUUUCGGCAGCAGUGAGAGCAUUACUGAUGAUGACGGGGGGCGGAGGUCCCCUGCAGUGCGGCCCCGGUCCCGGAGCCUCAGCCCGGGCCGGUCUCCAUCCUCCUAUGACAAUGAGAUAGUAAUGAUGAAUCAUGUGUACAAGGAACGAUUCCCCAAGGCCACGGCGCAGAUGGAAGAGAAGCUGCAAGACUUCAUCAAGAGCUAUGAGCCAGACAGUGUGUUGCCCUUGGCUGAUGGGGCUCUCAGUUUCAUCCACCACCAAGUCAUUGAGCUGGCACGAGACUGUUUAGCCAAGUCCCAGGAAGGCCUCAUCACCACUGUCUACUUUACGCUGCAGGAAAACAUGGAGAAACUUCUAAAAGAUGCCUAUGAGCGCUCUGAGAGUGAGGAGGUGACCUUUGUCACUCAGCUUGUGAAGAAGCUGCUCAUUAUCAUCUCCCGACCAGCCCGACUGCUGGAAUGCCUGGAGUUUAAUCCCGAGGAGUUUUACCACUUAUUGGAAGCUGCUGAGGACCAUGCCAAAGAGGGACACCUGGUGAAAACCGAUAUCCCUCGCUACAUCAUCAGCCAGCUGGGACUUACCCGAGAUCCCUUCCCAGAUGUGCUGUAUGUGGAGGAGCAUGAUAGCGGAGGAUCCAACACACCUGAGACAGAGGAGUUCACAGAGAGUCGUGGAACUACUCCAAAGCCAAAGAAGCCACCGGGAGAAGGAGACUUUGGAACAAUUAAACUCAUAAGCAACGGGGCAUAUGGAGCUGUGUAUCUGGUGCGGCACAAAGAGACCCGACAGCGCUUUGCCAUGAAGAAGAUCAACAAGCAAAACCUCAUCCUGCGCAACCAGAUCCAGCAGGCCUUUGUGGAGCGCGACAUUUUGACAUUUGCAGAAAACCCCUUUGUGGUCAGCAUGUUCUGCUCUUUUGAGACCAAGCGCUACCUCUGCAUGGUCAUGGAAUAUGUCGAAGGCGGGGAUUGCACACUGCUGAAGAACAUAGGGGCACUGCCUGUGGAGAUGGCCCGCAUGUUACUUUGCGAGACCGUCCUUGCGCUGGAGUACCUGCACAACUAUGGCAUCGUUCACCGUGACCUCAAGCCUGACAACCUGCUGAUCACUUCCAUGGGGCACAUCAAGCUGACAGACUUCGGUCUCUCCAAGAUGGGGCUGAUGAGCCUCACCACCAACUUGUACGAGGGUCACAUUGAGAAGGAUGCCCGGGAGUUCCUGGAUAAACAGGUGUGUGGAACCCCCGAAUACAUUGCUCCCGAAGUGAUCCUUCGCCAAGGCUAUGGGAAGCCAGUGGACUGGUGGGCUAUGGGCAUCAUCCUGUACGAGUUCCUGGUGGGCUGUGUGCCAUUCUUUGGAGACACCCCUGAGGAGCUCUUUGGUCAGGUCAUCACUGAUGACAUCUUGUGGCCGGAAGGGGAGGAGGCCCUCCCAGCAGAUGCUCAAGAUCUCAUCUCCUGCCUCCUGCAGACCAAUCCUCUUCUCCGCCUGGGGGCAGGUGGCGCCUACGAAGUGAAACAGCAUGCAUUUUUCAAAGAUCUGGACUGGAAUGGGCUUCUGAGGCAGAAAGCAGAAUUCAUCCCUCACCUGGAAUCUGAGGAAGACACCAGCUACUUUGACACUCGCUCUGAUCGUUACCACCACAUUAACUCAUAUGAUGAAGAUGACACGACUGAAGAUGAACCCGUGGAAAUAAGACAGUUUUCAUCUUGCUCUCCCAGGUUCAGCAAGGUGUACAGCAGCAUGGAGCACCUAUCCCAGCAUGAACAGAAGACUCCAGGCGUCACCAAGAGGGACCAGAGCAACAAACACAAAGAUGAGAAGCUCAGCAAAAGGGAAAGCCUGGGCAGCUUCACCCUUCGAGAGAAAAGCUGGCGCACCAACUCCCCUGAAAUGAAGCGGCUCUCAGCCUCGGAGUCGUCCUACACCGAGAGCGAUUCCAGCCCCCCGCUGGGUGCACGUCGACGCUUUUCGGCCCUGAUGGACACCAGCCGUUUUGCUGUGCCCCUGGAAACCGACAACGAGAGUCUUGGCAAGGGACCUGCGAAGGCUCCUGCGGAAAAUGGGCCCCCGGGGUCCACGCCCCAGGUCGAAGGCAAGGAGAGCAAGAAAGGGACAGCAGGAGAGGCUGGGCAGAGUCCUGCCCCUGUGGAGCCUGAGGCAGGCAAUAAAUCAAAGGCGGGUGAGCUACAGCCCCCAAAGGAGCUGGACCCAUCAGCCCCCAAAGCCACCAAUGACUUGGUGCUGCGCCGGGCCCGCCACCAACAGCUCUCAGGGGACUCCACGGCCGAGAAGCGCAGCUCCCGCACAGGGGGCAAGGUCAUCAAAUCUGCCUCAGCUACUGCGCUGUCCGUCAUUAUCCCCACAGUGGAACAGCACAGCAGCUCACCUUUGGCCAGCCCCAUGUCCCCCCGGUCACUCUCCUCCAACCCGUCGUCCCGCGAUUCCUCACCGUCCCGCGACUACUCACCCGCCGUCACCAUCCUGCGGUCGCCCAUCACGAUCCAGCGCUCGGGGAAGAAGUACGGCUUCACACUUCGUGCCAUCCGGGUUUACAUGGGGGACAGUGAUGUCUACAGCGUACACCACAUUGUCUGGCACGUGGAGGAAGGUGGUCCAGCUCAUGAGGCAGGCCUGUGUGCCGGAGACCUGAUCACCCAUGUCAACGGGGAGCCAGUGCACGGGCUGGUGCACACGGAGGUGGUGGAGCUCAUCCUGAAGAGCGGGAACAAAGUGAUGGUGACCACCACGCCCUUUGAGAACACCUCCAUCCGGAUUGGGCCAGCCCGCAAGAGCAGCUACAAAUCCAAGAUGGCUCGGAGGAACAAGAGGAGCAGCACCAGCAAGGAAGGGCAGGACAGCAGCAAGAAGCGCAGCUCCCUCUUCCGCAAGAUCACCAAGCAGUCCAACCUGCUGCACACCAGCCGGAGCCUGUCCUCGCUGAACCGCUCGCUGUCCUCCAGCGACAGCUUGCCGGGCUCUCCCACCCACGGCCUGGGCGCUCGCUCGCCCACCCAGAGCCUGCGCUCCACCCCUGACUCUGCCUACCUAGGUGCCUCUUCGCAGAGCAGCUCCCCAGCCUCCAGCACCCCCAACUCGCCAGCUUCCUCGUCCCACCACAUGAGGCCCAGCACCCUGCACGGCCUGUCUCCCAAGCUGCACCGCCAGUACCGCUCGGCCCGCUGCAAGUCGGCUGGCAACAUCCCCCUCUCGCCCCUGGCUCACACGCCCUCACCCACGCAGUCUUCGCCGCCCCCGCUGCCCGGCCACACGGUGGGCAGCUCCAACACCACGCAGAGCUUCCCGGCCAAGCUCCACUCCUCGCCGCCCGUGGUGAGGCCGCGCCCCAAGAGCGCAGAGCCCCCCCGCUCACCGCUGCUGAAGCGGGUGCAGUCGGCGGAGAAGCUGGGCUCCCCGCUCAGCUCCGAGAAGAAAGUGGUGGUGAGGAAGCACAGCCUGGAGGUGGUUCACUCCGAAUACCGCAAGGACUUCUAUGGGGAGCCUGGCCUCCACAGCCUGGCGGAGUCCGACGGGGAGAGCCCCAGCGAGUCGGGCGCUCCAAAGCCACUUGCCACCCGGCGCCUGGGCCGCCAGGAAUCCCCACUUAGCUUUGGGGCAGGAGAUGGAGAGGCCAGCGCCCUGGAAGCCAGCAUCAAGGCCAGGCUCCCGGAAGCUCUGCUCGGGGACUGCAGGAGAAGCCAAGCCGUGCAGACCGAAGAGGCGUUUGCAGGAGCCAACCGUGCCCUGGCCAAAGCCCUGAGCCCCGUGCAAGAGCACGAGCAAGGCAGGAAAGGAAGCGUGGAGGUGGAAGUCGCCCCGCGGGGGCCUGUCCCCAUUGUGCUGGAACCCAAGGAGAGCCAAGAGCCUGGCCCUCCGGCGAAAGCUGCCACGGAGCAUGGCCAGGACAAGGCUGGCUCACCCAAGGAGAAGUGGAUCUUGGAGGUCGUGGAGGAACACACCACCCUGGGGACCUGCGCCAAGACCCCCAGUUGCCUCUGCCCAGAGGGGACCAAGAACGGGCUGAAGCGGGGCUCAGCAGAGGCAAAGGGGAAGCGGGGGAAGGAAGAGGCGCCUGCCCUGGGAUCCGGGAACAAGUGUGCUGGAGACACCCCACGGCCUUCACCGCCGGCACUGGAGAAAAAGGGGGCAGCACGCUGACACAGAGGACUGUACUGUACUGACCCCCAGACCGCUCCUUAGGACACCUCCUUCAUCUUUGCCUUGCAGCCGUGGCAGCCGUGGUGCUGGUUAGGGAACCCACAUCAAAGUUGGAGGGGGCUGACCUGUAAGUUCCCUGUAAAUACGAAGGGCAGAGGCAAUGAUGCCUUCCCCCGCCCCCCGGCCACCCUCCUGGAUAUGGCAUGCCUGUUGUUAGGCCUUGUAAAGUACCUAUACAUAACUCUCUCUAUAUAUAUUAUAUUAUAUUAUUUAUAUAAAUAUACAUAUAUAUAUA
This is a messenger RNA of Lacerta agilis (Sand lizard), 4671 nucleotides long. Its product is annotated as microtubule-associated serine/threonine-protein kinase 1-like. Gene Ontology annotation, molecular function: magnesium ion binding; ATP binding; protein serine/threonine kinase activity. The record is from RefSeq and is a predicted model, not a curated record. NCBI's taxonomy places the organism in Eukaryota, Metazoa, Chordata, Lepidosauria, Squamata, Lacertidae. Gene Ontology annotation, biological process: peptidyl-serine phosphorylation; intracellular signal transduction.